CCCAGUGAAGGGACAUACACGGCCAACACCACUGGCGACAGACCUCCGGAGUCACCAGCCGCUGGGAAGAGAUGGUGUCAUGAGGCUCAUUCCCGCAGGUCCUUCAGGUUGCCAGGCCACGCCCCGGACCUCGACAGCGACAGGAACAUGCUGCCUUUCGUGCUGGUGGGAAGCAACGCCAUGUUCACUCAUUGCUCACACGAUUGCAUAACACGAAAGGAAAAUCCAACUCCUGACAAUAACCCUACAUUUGAAACAAGGUGGGACUCGCUAAGGGGCCAAAAUAAAGGGCGUUCACUGAAUCAGUUGAAGAAGAUACCCCCAGGAUGGGAGGACGUGAUGCACGAUGGUGACAUUAAACAUACUGAUAGGGAUGCAUUUUGCCCAGCUUUUGUUAUAAAACAGUCCACGAAGGUUAUGAAUAGUCAUACACCAGUAAUAAUUGACAGCCCCAUCUCUGAUCGACCAAGGUGGCCUAACCGUAGAAUCAUUCAUCAACCUGAAGCGGCAAAUGCAUUCGAUUUUACAGAACUUAAUGAAAAAGUUGAAAACAUUACCCCUGAAUCUUAUAUUCGAAAAUUAUCCUUAACCACCUCAGAUGUGGCACCAGUAUCUUCCUCUAGUUCACCUUCCAUGACUCCUCCCGCCACCUCUUCAUGCAAUUUCAGUUCUAACACAUUUUCAGUUUGCGAUAGAAAUAUGAAAGACGCAGCAAAUAGCGACAUGCAAGAGACACCAGGGCCAUGUUUAGCGGCUCACCUAUGUGAGACUCUCAAAGACACCUCACAUGUUUACUUUCACUCUGAAAACCCAACCGAAAACAGAAACAUUCAGUUGUGCAAUAAUUUUGUAUAUAGAGGUAGCCACAGUGAAGUCAACCCCGGAGCUUCCAUCAUCAUCAAAGAUCCGCUUAGCUCUAGACAAUAUAGUGAAGCAUCUGAUGAUGGUGAAGACAACAAGAAUACCACGGAAGAUACUUUUCAUGCUUCCCCUUACUCGUCCACCUCAGUGCCUGGCACCACCACUGAUGGCGGCACUCAGCCUCCAGCUGAUCUACUCGUGAAUGACAGCACACGUCGGGAACACUGGAUCACAUUUGAUGGAUCUAUGGAGAAUUUGGACCUCAAUUCAGAUGAAACAUUUGACAUUAUUUCGGCAGGCACACACGAUGUAUACGAAGCGAACCAAAGUAAUUGCCAGACUCCUGAGACUCCCCCAGUGUCUGCGCCGCCCUCAGAAGAUCACGAGAAGAGUAUUCUGGACGUGGAACAGCGCAGGGAAGUAUAUACUACAGGAAAUUACAAGGCAAUGCUGGUGCGGACGUAUUCACAGCGUGGACGUCGAGCCAGUAAACGUGUUAUCAGUUCAGUCAGUCGCCGGAUUAGCACUGUCGACUACGGGAAGUUAGUGGACCCUGUUUCUCCGAUAUAUUCUAAGGCAGUACUGACUAUGCAGAGUGGGCCUGGUUUAUUCGAGAAAGUCAAGGCCAACGACGACACUGAUACAAUCAAGUCAGAAAGACUACAGCAAUCGUUGCAAGGCGGGAAAGAGCAGACGAAGGCAGUGGAAUUACCUCUCAAAAAUACUACCAUUUCUUCAGAUGAAGUGGCCUCGACAUCCUUCGUGGAGCCUGCAGGAAAAGAGUCGAUGUGCAUCCCCCGCCUCAGGUCAGCGCUAGUCCGUCGUUCUGUGUCUCUGAAUAUAUCAAGAGUGGAACAAGAGGUACCCUUCCAGAGACUACCUGAUCGACGGCCCGGGUCCUUCCGGAAAGCAAUAUCAGGGUUAGGAACGUUAGCUCGGAGUUUCACAAGAAAAUCCGACAGUGGUCCAACAGGAACUAGUGAGACUCGCUUGGCGGCUCAAGACCCGGGUUUGUGCCGAAGCAGUAACUUUGCCACCUCCAGCAGGCAAACGCCCAAAGCCCCAAGGCUGCCUCGACGAGCGACCAGCCACAAACACGAUACAUCCACAGACAUCUGACCCAGCUGUGCCUCUCGCCUCCAAGCCAUAACUAUUGUAAUAACGUAGUUAAACUAACCCACCCGGACGCAAAUUAACUGUCUUCAGUAACAACAACACACUGUAACCUGUUGUCAUGUUGAUGUUAUGCAACGAUCGCAAUAAAUUAUUCCAGGAUUUAAUUUCCGAACUCGAGGCGUUUCAUAUUUGAAGUCCUAACUUUAGUCAGUUAAUAAGGAAAUUUGACUACAAGGAAAAACAGAGACUUCGCAUCAUACCCAAAUUGACCUCCAGUUCGAAAAAUAAGACGGAUAUUUACAAAAUUAUGCUUGAUUGCCAUUUUUAAACGUAGUUCAAGAUGACUAUAUAUUUGUAGUUUUAAUUUUAGCAAUUUUAUAAGAAAAUUUGACCAUAAGGAAAAAACGGAGAUUUUGUGCAUUUUACCCAAACUGACCAACAAUUUGAAAAAUACGGUGGAUAUUUAAAAUAUUAUGCUUAAGUGUUAUUUGUGAGCGUAAAUGAGGGUGAUUCCACAUAUUUGAAGUUUUAUAUUUAAUAAUUUU
Molecule: messenger RNA, 2522 nt
Organism: Procambarus clarkii (red swamp crayfish)
Lineage: Eukaryota; Metazoa; Arthropoda; Malacostraca; Decapoda; Cambaridae
Source: RefSeq, a predicted model, not a curated record